AUGCCGUCUCAAUAUUCGGAAAAAACACUCCAAAGUAGAACUUCGCGUCUUGUAAAAAUCAUCAAUGGACGUAUAGUUCGCGAUCAUAAAAUUAUCAAUGAUGAUGUACUCUAUAUAUACGAAGGAAAGAUCAUUGAUCCACAAAAUCAUUUUUUUACAUACGGUAAUUCACCCGAUACCGUCAUAAACGCCAAAGGAUUAUUGAUCGCUCCAGGAUAUAUCGAUAUACAAAUUAAUGGAGCUUUUGGGGUAGAUUUUUCUGUUUGGAAAGACGAUAAACAAAUGAAAGAAGGAUUGGAUAAAGUCGCGAAAGGUUUACUAAAAAAUGGUUGCACCAGUUUCGUUCCUACAAUUGUUAGCUCUCCAAAAGAAAUUUAUCACAAGGUAUUACCAUUGCUCAAACCGCGUAAAGGCAAUAAAGAAAAUGGCGCAGAAGUAUUGGGUGCACAUGUUGAAGGACCUUUUAUUACACAGAGUAAACAAGGAGCUCACAAAGAGUCUUAUCUUCGAACAGCACCAAAUGGCUUUAAAGAUUUUAUUGAUAUUUAUGGAUUGUAUGAUCAUGCGGUAAAACUCAUAACCGUAGCUCCCGACGUUGAGGGAGCUUUAGACAGUUUGGAAGGUUUGAUAAAUUUUGGUAUAACCGUUAGCAUAGGACAUUCCUCAGCAACCGUGGCUCAAGCAGAAUUAGCGGUUGAAAAGGGGGCAAAGUGUAUCACGCAUUUAUUCAAUGCUAUGCAACAGUUUCAUCAUCGCGAUCCUGGUAUAGUUGGUCUGUUAGGAACCACGCGAUUAGCGAGACCAUUUUAUGGCAUUAUUUGUGAUGGCACUCAUGUUCACCCGAAUUCGAUAAAAAUUGCCUAUGACUCACAUCCGAGGGGUGCUAUUCUUGUCACCGAUGCGAUGGCAGCGAUGGGUCUCCCUCCCGGAGAAUACUCUUUAGGUGGGAUUCCGGUUCGUAAAAGUGGCAAUGAAAAGGUUGAAGUGAUAGAUAAUGGUAAAUUAGCAGGAUCUGUGAUUACUAUCGAUGAGUGUGUCAAAAAUUUUAAAAAAUUUACUGGGUGUAAUGUAAUUGAAGCAAUUGAAGCGGCCACUUUGCAUCCGGCCGAACUUUUAAACGUUCAAAAUGUUAAAGGAACUCUUGAUGUAGGAGCAGAUGCUGAUAUAAUUUUCUUGGACGAUGAUCUCAACCUUGUAAAAUGUUUUAUCGCGGGAGAAGAAGUUAGCAUAUCCUAG
This is a messenger RNA of Funneliformis caledonium, 1236 nucleotides long. The record is from the annotation of a GenBank genome assembly. NCBI's taxonomy places the organism in Eukaryota, Fungi, Glomeromycota, Glomeromycetes, Glomerales, Glomeraceae.